AUGAAGUCGUAUCUGUUCCAUAGAUUCGGUCUGAUUUCACGUCGCGAUUCGUAUUUGGCUCGUCAGAGUGAAGGCUCAAUAACACAAAGCGCAUGGCAGGAGAUGGGUAAAGAGAGUCCUCUGAAAGUUCGUUUGAAAACAAUCGAUCAGUUACGAGGGCCAAAUUACGUGCUUGGGUCGGAUAUAGAGUAUGGUGUGGCUUGUAAUCUGGUGUGUCAUGUGAAGGUUCUGCAGAAUCGUCGAUUGCAAUUCAGCACGCUUGAAGCGAUUUAUUUGGAAACAAGCGAUUUGUUAGAAGUGGAAGAUGCAAAGGAAUCCGUGCUGAAAAUGUUAAUCACACUAACGAAACAUCAAAUCGACCAGAUCGGUUUAGCACUUCGCGAUACUUUUUUUAAGGUUCGGUUUUUUGAAGGCUUAUUUUGUUAG
Messenger RNA from Anisakis simplex (herring worm), 426 nucleotides. NCBI's taxonomy places the organism in Eukaryota, Metazoa, Nematoda, Chromadorea, Rhabditida, Anisakidae. The record is from the annotation of a GenBank genome assembly.